AUGGCGUCGGAGAACUCGUUCAUAGACUUCCAAUUCAGCAAAAACGUCACAAAAAAUUUUGACCAGAACAGACGCUUUUUCUUGCCCCGUCUUCGCUGCACAGAUUUUCUGCCCAACAUGAGAAAAGUUGAAGGAUUUGAUCAAGAUACAAAACUAAAGAUUCGACAGAAAGCAGACGGGUCUCUGUCACGUGAGGCAAAUGAGUUAUUUUUGGAUACACUGAGAAACAGCAAUCAACAAGGAAAAUGGUUUCUAUUUAUAGGAACGUUGACCAAGCUCGGUUACGAGCUGCUUAGGGACAUUCUGACCUCUGAAGAUCCAGACAUUGCUGAAAUCGAGCGCAUUGAGAGAUUCCUGGAAUAUUUAACGCCUGUGAUAAAAACGAAGGUUGCUCCAAUUCGACUUCUGUCUGCCCUUGUCAGAAAUGGGUAUUUAGAUCGUCAUGACAAAGAAAACAUUGAGCGUGUUUGUAAUAAUCAAGGCGAUAUAGCGGGUACGGAACUAUUGCUGAGUCGUGUCCAGCGAUUGAAAAUAGAUGCGUGUUCUGGCCUUCGGGAUGCCUUUCUAGAAAACAACAUGGAAGGUGUUAUUGAGCAGAUGAGUCAGUCCUACGCAGAAAGAUCUCGGUCACCAACGCUGUGCGAAGCAAAGAAUCUGACGCUAAUCGAUUACCAACAAGAACUGUAUUCUGUCGUGCCAAGAGACAAGAACACGGUGAUUCUGUGUCCAGCGAAAAGCGGAAAACGUUUUGUGGCUCUGAAAGCCAUCAAGGAACAUUUAUCCCUAGCCGGCAACCCGGAUGGAAAGGUUGCAUAUCUGGUGACAAGGUCAUUCUUGGCGGAGAAAGUUUUCCGAAGAUGUCAAGUCUUUCUCAGCGACAUUCCUUCUGCUAAAAUGGCAACACUUUCGCCUGGUGACCGUUCAUCCAAAUCUUUUAAAGAAAAAAGCGUACUGAUCGCUAAGGCGAAACGGUUUGAAAAUGAGCUGAAUGAAGAGUUGGUUAAAUGGACAGAUUUCUCCUUAGUGAUUUUGGAAUUAGGAGUCGACUACUACGAAAAACGAAACCACGUAUAUAAGGAAAUCAUGAAAAAGUAUCACCAGCUGAGACAGUCCUUACAGCAAGCCCAACAUUUGCCUCAGAUACUCGUAUUGUCGACGUCAAUCUGUGGGGAAUCCUUUUUGGAGGACCUCUUUCGUACAGCAAUGGAAACCUGUGCAACCUUCGAUAUUCAUGCUGUUGCUCUGGUUCGAAAGUGCGUAAAUUCUUUACGACAGCAAGUCUCCAUUCCCCUUAUGGAAAGUACAAGAGCACCGCAAAAACAGGACCGCGGUUUUGACAGCCUGAUUCACGAGCUUAUCUCUCGUGUAGAAGGGGACAUGAAGAAAGUCUAUCAGUCCAACAAAAUGCCUGCUGGUCCAGACCAUUCCGGAACCAGAAUGGCUGAACUGAUAUCUCCUCCCACAGGUAGAACCUCGGUGAAGUACAUGACAUGGCUGAAAACGAACAAAUCAACACUUGGAUAUGCAUCAAAGGCAAAAGGCUGUAAACACGCUGGAUUCUUUUUGAACUGUUUGAAACUAGCCACGAUUUAUCAGGCUGGCUUGUUCAUCAACGCUGAGUGUCGGAGGUUCGAUGCUUUGAAUUAUAUGAGGAAAAAAUUGAAGCAGUUAGAGGAGAAUGUUGCUGAUUCUAAAGACAGGAUUUUGAUUGGUUUAUUUCGGGACUUCUACGACAAAGAGAAGCGUCUCAAACGCAUCUGCUCACCAAAUGAGGAAGAUACUACUGCAUUUGCUGUGAAGACCAAACUAGCAGCAAUAUACCAAGGGAAUCACAGGUACAAAGCGGCAGUUCUGGUGAAGCGCGCGGAGGUGACUUUGUACAUCAUGUUCUACUUGAGGAAAAAACUGCCACACGUCAAGUUCGAGUGUGUUGUAGGGCAUCAUCAGGAAUACUCUGUGGAGAUUGAGCGGCUUUCUAAGACGGGGUUCCAUGUGUUGAUUACUACCUGGCCAAUCCUCGCCUUUCACCUUGGUAAAGAGACGGGCACCUGGGACUAUAUAAUAAGGACGGACUGUCCGGGCCAUGACGUAAUCACAUGGACACAUCAAGUGCCAUCUGAUGAAAGACAGCCAGUGAGUCGGUUUGCUUUUCCUGAUACAGAAUCACAGAGUCCAGUGGAUCUGCUGAUGGAGUCAUCCAUCGAGAAAGUUACUCUGGAAAUAGCACAACAGCAGAAAGAUUUCAGCGAGCUCUACCAGGGCCUCCUGAAUGACGUCCGAAUUGCUUCAUCGGAACGGGAGUUAUGGAGUCGCUCUACGCGCAGCUUUACGAAGUUGUGUGACGAAAUGGUGGGUGAAUUCUUCUGCACUGGCUGCGGCGCCUUUGUCUGUAACAGAGGGUAUGUGCGAAAUUUGGAUGACCUCUGGUUAGGCUUAGAUCCGGGCCUCAUCCACAGGCUUAGCACAGUAAGACAUCCCUUACAAAUUGUUUUCAGCAAUGGUUACGCCAAACUUGGCCGGUUCGUUUGCAAAGAUUGUGGGCAGAAAUGGGGUAUCAUCGCACACGUGCUGGGAAAGCCGCAUCUGGCCUUUGCAAAAGAGGGCCUUGACUAUCUCAUUGAUGGUCGCUACCAGAAGUACAGCUGGAAAUGGAAAUACGCCAAUAUUAGUGUGGAGGAAUUCAAAUAUAACCGGGACUUAGGACGUUGUUUGCCGUCCUCUUUUUGUGUUGAAGGCGAAACUAUCACUCAGCUUCAAAUGCGAUUGCCAGAACCUGACGAGGAAUAAACAGUACAGCAAAGGAAGCAGCCAGCCGAUGCUUGACUAUUCUUGAAAGAAGUUAGUCUCCAUUUCGUGAUUGUUUUUUUUUUUCCAGAAAUUUCUAAUGCCUUCAACUUCAUGGCAGAACAGAAAACCUCUGUGAUUCGUUACCAUGACCACGAUAUCCACGAUAUUCCGGGGUUUUUUUGUGUCAAAUGAAGUGUAACAAACAUUUGACACUUUUAAACAGAUAGCAGCCUCUCCUUAAAUAAUUCCGCCUGUAUACAUGUACAGGAAUGGCAUGUGUGAAAUGUCACUAUUUUUUUGGCUUGAUUGUGAAUACAGGAUUACUGUAUUACUUAUUUAUAAUUACAUAACCCUUUAUAUACUGUUACACUGAGAUAAUACAACUGUGAGAGAAAAAACGUGCACA
Liolophura sinensis is the source of this 3193-nucleotide messenger RNA. RefSeq lists its product as uncharacterized. Gene Ontology annotation, biological process: antiviral innate immune response; cytoplasmic pattern recognition receptor signaling pathway. Gene Ontology annotation, molecular function: double-stranded RNA binding; single-stranded RNA binding; zinc ion binding. The transcript has 12 exons. The record is from RefSeq and is a predicted model, not a curated record. Lineage: Eukaryota; Metazoa; Mollusca; Polyplacophora; Chitonida; Chitonidae. The coding region runs from base 1 to 2787 and encodes 928 amino acids. Gene Ontology annotation, cellular component: cytoplasm.